GACAGCCCGCUCAAGCACUACGACACACCGACCGGCGUUACACUUCAAGUCGACUUCGCCUGGAGCAAGUUCCGCAACAUCGUCAGCGAAAAGAAUGGUGACAAGCUCACACCACUCUAUAUCCAGCACUUUCGCCCAACAAAACCCCAGUUGCGCAUCGAGGAUGCGACCACCAACACCCAGAUUUCGACCGGCACCAUCAACCACGUCUCCAUCGCCGCAGAAUGCACGAUACACGGCCAGACCAUAAAUAUCAAGCCGCUUAAAAAGUGGAAGACAGCAUACAACUACCUUUCCACCACUCUAUCCUCAACUGCCAGUCCGGUACCAAUCACAUGGAUCACCAACAGCAGCCUAAAAAUCUGGGACUUUGUUUGUAUCGACUCAAGGACACAGCUACCGAUCGCCAAGUUCUCGGUCAAUUGGUGGGCGCUGAAGGUAGUCGGUAACUUCCACUUCGAGCAGAGCGCAGCCGAGCUGUCGAAAGAAGUCCGCGAUGAGGUUGUGACACUCGGUCUGACGAUCUUGUACGUUAUG
This is a messenger RNA of Macroventuria anomochaeta, 537 nucleotides long. RefSeq lists its product as uncharacterized. The record is from RefSeq and is a predicted model, not a curated record. The annotation marks the transcript as partial. NCBI's taxonomy places the organism in Eukaryota, Fungi, Ascomycota, Dothideomycetes, Pleosporales, Didymellaceae. The transcript has a single exon.